Sinocyclocheilus anshuiensis is the source of this 1684-nucleotide messenger RNA. It is a transcript of the gene taf1a, whose product is annotated as TATA box binding protein (TBP)-associated factor, RNA polymerase I, A. The transcript is spliced from 11 exons. The record is from RefSeq and is a predicted model, not a curated record. Gene Ontology annotation, biological process: transcription by RNA polymerase I. Lineage: Eukaryota; Metazoa; Chordata; Actinopteri; Cypriniformes; Cyprinidae. Gene Ontology annotation, cellular component: RNA polymerase I transcription regulator complex. Bases 172 to 1533 code for a protein of 453 amino acids.
CGCUGUGAACCGGUCACGCUCUCCGCUCAUUUCGACGAGGGAGAGAUCUGUUUACACCAAGCACACGUGUUUAGAGUUACAUUUGGAUCAAAACGCGUUUAUUGCGUGCUAUUUGAAGCAUACGGCUUUUUAGUCUCAUUAUACUUUUUAGUCUCCGUGAAGCAGCGCAAUAUGGAUGAUAUAGAGACUGAGCUCAAUAUCGCAGCAGCGCGUUCGGACUCUCCGGAGGAUAAAGGCAGAAAUCAGGAGCAGAUUAAACAGGCCGUUCUCCUCCACCAGUCUCAGCCAGACCCCAGAGGUUCAUUCACUGCGAUCGACUUCCUCAAGUCCAACAGAAAGUGUCUGAAAUUGAUCAGAGAGGCGAUGCUGCGGCAUAACUGGCAGGAGGCUGCGAGGUAUUUCAGCUCUUACAUUCAGACACUGGAGGCUGGAACUCAUCCCCAAGUGCGAUCAGCUGCGUCUGAGAUCACGUGGCGUUUAGGCACAGAAAUUCUGCGUCAUCUUCCUAAUUCCAGCCUUGAUGAUUUCAAUGCUUUUUAUGAACAGUUGAAAAACUUUGGCGUCAGAAACUACUCAAAGAUCUGUUUGGAGCAUUGCUUUCAUCUUAUGCUGAACGGCCAGAUGGAUGAAGCCAAGCGGCAGCUGUCCAUCGCAGACAGCUGGAGAUACGGCAAGCAGUCGAAUGCUCAGUCCAUGACGAAAAAGCUCAUCCGCUCCUACUGCGGUUAUCUAGAUUACUUGAUCUGGAAUGAGAAGAAGACCUCAGCACUUGGAAGCGAGGAGGAGUGCGCUAACCGUGAGAUGCACAGCUACUUCAGACAAGCCUCUGUGACCCUGAAGGAGAUCGUCAGUCAGCCUGGAGUCUGGGAUCCUUUCGUGUUGAGUUACAUUCAUAUGCUGGAGUUUUACGAGGAUAAGGACGUCGCUCUGCAGGUUCUGGAGAAUUACGCUUACAACAAGGAGUUCCCGCUGAACCCCAACGCUCACGUGUAUCUGUACCAGUUCCUCAAGAGACACAAAGCCCCACGAGCCAAACUCAUCGGUUCAUUAAGGAUUCUGCACUCUUUAGUCCCGAGUCACGAGCUGAUGCUGGAGCUCUGCUCGCUGCUGCUGCACACCAAGCAAAUGAGCGAUCUAGAAGAAGCUCUCACCGUUUCCAUGGACCUUCUGGAGUUUUCCAGCUGGAAAUGUAGCAUUAAGGCUUGGAAGUGUCUUCUGAAUAUUAUGAAGAAACUCAAAAUGAAAAAGUGCAUUAACACUGUGAGAAAGGAGUGGAACGUCAGGAGAUCGCUCUGGCUUUCCUUACACUACAGAAGCUACAUCGCCAGGAGGGACUCGCUCCAGAACGUCCAGCUUCUGAUGGUCAAGAGAGACGUUUUGAGGUUUACGGGUGAAAACAACAGAGAUUACUUCAAAAUUGCUCUGAGAGUUGAGCGAGCGAGUAAACCAAAGCCAGACAGACUCGGGGAGAAGAGAGAGAGGAUGGCGACUAUGAAGUCUAAGAAGAAGGAAAAGAAGACGCUCAGUGACUAAGAAGUCCAAGUAAAUUUGAUUAUGAAUGUGUAAAUUUGAGACUUUCUACAUUUUUAACCAGAAAAUGUUUCACUUGUGUAUGUACUGCACACGAGACUCUUUCAUCUGCUCAUGCUGAAGCUUCGCUGUGAAUUAAAGGAUUGGAAAUGCA